Molecule: messenger RNA, 1156 nt
Organism: Solanum dulcamara
Lineage: Eukaryota; Viridiplantae; Streptophyta; Magnoliopsida; Solanales; Solanaceae
Product: exosome complex component RRP41-like
Exons: 4
Coding region: 231-998 (255 amino acids)
Biological process (GO): rRNA catabolic process; poly(A)-dependent snoRNA 3'-end processing; nuclear mRNA surveillance
Cellular component (GO): nucleolus; cytoplasmic exosome (RNase complex); nuclear exosome (RNase complex)
Source: RefSeq, a predicted model, not a curated record
AGAAGAGGAGCAACACUGUUCAACAAUGUCGAAGCGAGGCUUAAGGCAAACAGCUAAUUAAAUCACUUCGAAUUUGACUUCCAAAUUUUGACAAAGGGGAGGAGCUGGCUAAUGUUUGUUCUCUCCUAAAAUCAGUAAUGCAGUAAUAUCCGGACCCAUCUGGCUAGUAUCUCGACUAAUCCGCUGGAUACGUGCAACUAGCAUUGGGGGACAAUUCUUUUCAGAAGCUGAUGGCUGGAAAAACAGGGUCGACGCCAGCGACCUAUUCACCAUCUCCAGCAACGCACAAGAAGAAGAGAAUCCCCAUUACUGAUGCUGAUUGGGUUCGUCCUGAUAAUCGUGGCUUCUAUCAGUGCCGUCCUGCUUAUCUGAGGACUGGUGCUGUGAGUACUGCUGCAGGAUCAGCAUAUGCAGAGUUUGGAAACACCAAGGUCAUCGUAUCUGUGUUUGGGCCAAGGGAAAGUAAGAAAGCAAUGAUGUACAGUGAUACAGGACGCUUAAAUUGUAAUGUUAGUUACACAAGUUUUUCCACCCCUAAUCGUGGGCAGGGAUCAGACAACAAGGAACUUUCCUCAAUGUUACACAAAGCUUUAGAGGGUGUUAUAAUUCUGGAAUCCUUCCCAAAGACUUGUGUGGAUGUUUUUGCUUUGGUAUUGGAAUCCGGUGGAAGUGAUCUCCCCGUGGUCAUAUCAUGUGCUAGUCUAGCUUUAGCAGAUGCAGGAAUUUUGCUGUAUGACUUGGUUGCCUCAGUUUCGGUAUCUUGUCUUGGAAAGAACCUUGUCAUCGAUCCCAUUUUUGAGGAAGAAAGCUACCAAGAUGGAAGCUUAAUGAUAACUUGUAUGCCUUCGCGUAAUGAGAUCACUCAACUGAUUGUAACUGGAGGAUGGUCAACACCAAAGAUUAACGAGGCAAUGGAGCUAUGCCUUGGUGCUUGCUUCAAACUUGGAGAGGUAAUGAGAUCAUGUUUAAAAGAUGCUGUCACUGAUUUAAAAGAAUAGAGCAUCACUACUUUGUGCCUUGACGCAGUGAAGUGUCUAUGCUUGUUUUCGUCAUCUCAAAAAGUGGAAGUUCUUUAAAAUACUUUUUAUCUGUACUUCUCCCACACCUUUUGUUCCUCUUGUCUUAUCCUUUAUAUUCACUCCUCUAUUUUCAUUAA